AGUUACUACAGAGUACAGAGUAAUACCGAACCCGCCAUACACAUCCCCUGCCAGAGCCAUCCAAACAGGACGCGCGGUUCACCCAAAACAUCUUCGGUGAAAUGCGGUCAAAUUGAAUCGAGCAAAGCCUCUUGUACGGUGACGUAUUCUGACUCUCUGACACCGAAAAUUGCAAAAGCUAUUCUCUGGAACGUUAGCGGGGGAUCAACCCACGCCAAGAUGGAAGUUAGCAAUAGAAACAAGCAGGAGGAUGCCGCUGUUUUCCUGGACCGAGCUUCUCGAGCAACCAGAGGCAAACGGAUGACCAAAUUGGUAGAUGAAGAGGUAGAAGAUGAUGAGCUGUUCUGGAAUCAAGAUGCCCUCAAAGAGGAGGACAUUGAUCAAGAAUAUGAAGAAGAAGCAGAAGUUGUUGAUGUUUUUGAUAGUGAUUUUGAUGAAGAUGAACCCGAGGCUGAUGAAGAUGGCGAGAAUGAACCAGAUGACAGGAACCGGACAAAAAAGCGGUUAAUAUAUCCUGGAAAAUCUUCAGGCACAAAGAAAAAGAAAAAGAAACUAGUUCCAAAGCUAGAGAUGACAUCACAAGACCAAAAAGAUCCCGAUCCUUCCACGCCUUCUGAACAUCAUGAUGCACCUGAUGAUGUUGAAGAGGAGAAAACAAUUAGAAAAUCAACGAGAACUUCCGUCAUUGUAAGACAAGCUGAAAGGGAUGCAAUACGUGCAGCAUUGCAAGCAACAAUUAAGCCAAUAAAAAGGAAAAAGGAAGGCGAAGAGAAAAAAAUGAGUCAAGAAGAGAUGCUUCUGGAGGCUGCCCAGACAGAGAUCAUGAAUUUGAGGAACUUGGAAAAGGUUUUAGCAAGGGAAGAAGAAGUGAAAAAAAGGGCCAUUGUUCAUAAAGCAGUUUAUAGUGGCCCCUUGAUAAGAUAUCUCUCAAAAGAUGGUUGUUCAUACCUAGAAUUUAAUAAUGGUGCAUCAUUUGAGGCAGAACUCUUAACUUUAUCUACUCCAUACCCACAGAAAGCAGUGUGUGCAGUUACUGGGCUCCCAGCUAAGUAUCGUGACCCAAAGACGGGCCUACCUUAUGCAACAAAAGAGGCAUUCAAGAUCAUCCGUGAACAGCAUUCAAUGAAUAAAGCCAACAGGACGGUAGAGAAAGAAGGUGCUAAUGUACUACUGAUCAAUGCCAUUUCUGGAUCAGGAUUUUCUAAUAGACGAAAAAGGUCAUCAAAGCCCCCUCAAAGUAGAGAAAUGUCGUAUUCCAGAGUUUUUGCACGGUUUCGUAGGAUGCCCUCCAUCGAAAUUGAAGACUCAUCAGAGUAGCAGCUAAAGAUUUUCCGUUCCAGAUAUGCAUCCUCAUUUUCCUAAUCAUGAUGGAAUUAUUAUUAUUUUCUUUAUUUUCCUUUAUCUUGUCCAGGAUGGAUGUAAUAUAUGGAAAGAGUAGAAAGUCAAUAAGGUAUAAUUUUGUAUGUUAGGAUUAAUCAAUAGAAAGCAAAGAAAAGUCUUUCCUGUUUUUUUAUCCUUUGUGUAUCAAGUCAUAUUGUUGUCUAAUUACCCAAAUUGAUUUGCAAUAUCAAUAUUUUUUGGCCCAUCAAUAUUGAAGUUAAAUAUUUUAUUCA
Messenger RNA from Cuscuta europaea, 1613 nucleotides. Lineage: Eukaryota; Viridiplantae; Streptophyta; Magnoliopsida; Solanales; Convolvulaceae. The record is from the annotation of a GenBank genome assembly.